AUGUUCGCCGACGUCCAUCCCAAGGCGCGCCGGGACAAGCAGCGCUACAAGGCGUCGUCCUCCGGCGUGCCCGACGUCGUCGACGAGGAGCAGCCGACCCUCUACGAGGGCUACACGCGCGUCGCCGUGCCGCGGCCGGCGGGCGACGACGUCGCGUGCUGCGUUCCCAAACUCGCGACGGAGCGCGACGACCGAUCGUUCGCGCGGCUGCUGCGGCGGCGCUGCAUCCUCCCCUACUGGUUCCUCCUCGUCUUCGUGCGCGUCGCCGAGACGAGCGGCCACGCAUGGUCGUCUUCCAAAGAAUCCGAUCUCGGCUCGCGUGAUACCGGGUCACGGCUCUACCGCGGCCUCGACACGCCGCUGAAGCAGCGGAGCGCCGACGCGAUGGCCGCGCGGGGGCUCGUCGUCCAUUACAACCAGGCCGUGGACUGGGACAACUUCGCGCGGAUCGCGGAAACGCUCAAACUCCGCGUCGUCCACCUCCGGCGAACGGACACGAAACGCACGGCCGUGAGCGAGUUCCUGAACAAAGGCACCGCGGACUGCCUCGACGAGUAUGAUAAAUCGAAGGUCACGGCGCACGCGCAGCGCAUUUCCGACCUCAAGAAGACCUGGCGCGACCGCCUGCGGCAGCGCCGAUUCCCGAGCCUCGACGUCGUCUACGAGGACCUCGUCGCCGACGCGGACGGCGGGCUCCGGCGCAUUUUUGAUUUCCUGGGCACGCCGCCCGCGGAGCUGCACGACUUCCACGCCGGGGAUGGCAGCACGAAGAUGCACCCCCAGGAGUUCGCCUGGACCGACUACUUCUACCGGUACGAGGGCGGGACGCGCGUCUGCCCGUGGAAGCCCGCGAAGGUCCGCGACAAGCCGUCGCUCGGGCCCUGGACCGUCGACAACCAGACGCGAUUCAUCGUGCUCUCGACGCAGCGCUCGGGCACGCACUUCAUGAUGGCGGAGCUGCGGCGGCACCCGCAGGUCUUCGCCUUCGAGGAGGCCUUCUACGAGCACGAGGUGCCCAAGGACCCCGCGAAGUUCGAAAAGGGCCUCCGCGUGUUCUUCGGGAUGGACAAAUUCGCGCGCGGCGCGCUCUACCGCGACCUCGACGAGCCGCUGAAGCGGCGGAGCGCCGACGCCAUGGCCGCGCGGGGGCUCGUCGUCCACUACAACCAGAUGUGCGACUGGGACCACUUCGCGGAGAUCGCGAACAAGCUCGAGCUCCGCGUCGUCCACCUCGAGCGCAAGGACGCGAGGCGCACGGCCGUGAGCGAGUUCCUGAACCACGGCGACGCGGACUGCCUCAGCGAGCAUCAUAUAAGGAAGGUCGCGGCGAAGGCGCGGAGGAUUGCCCACCUCAAGAAGACCUGGCAGGGCCGGUUGCGGCAGCGCCGAUUCCCGAGCCUCGACGUCGUCUACGAGGAGCUCGUCGCCGACGCGGACGGCGAGCUCCGGCGCAUUUUUGAUUUCCUGGGCACGCCGCGCGCGGAGCUGCACGACUUCCAGGCCGGGGAUGGCAGCACGAAGAAGCACCCCCAGGAGUUCGCCUGGACCGCGUACUUCUACCGCGACGAGGGCGGGACGCGCGGCUCGAACGCCUCGCUCUCGAGCGGCGUGCCCGAGCCCGUGCCCGAGGACCACGUCGUGACCUUCGGCGAGUCGAACCGCGUCGCCGUGUCGCGGAGCCGCGACGACGACGACGUCGCGUGCUGCGCGUUCACGUUGCCCGACGCGGGCGACGAGCGCCGCUUCGAGCGGCUGCUCCGGCGGCGCGUCGUCGCCUUCUGGUGGCUGCUCUGCGUCGUCGCGCGCCUCGCCGAGAGCAUCAACAUCGUGAACUCGGGCCUGGGCAAUUCCGCGGCGUCGCAGAUCUGGACCGCGGCGUUCGUCGUCUUCUCGUCCGUGACGGCGACGGCGCCGCCGCAGUUCCAGGCCGCGUGCCUCGAGCGCGCGCACCACAUCUCCCUCGCCUACACGCUCGUGACCCACGUUGUGCGCUUCCUCCGCGUCUACGAGCUCAGCGACGCCGCGCGAGAGGUGGAAAUUCGCGUCGUGUACGCGUCGAUCCGCCGGAGCCCGAUCUACUACGUGCUCAUCGUGCUCCAGGGUUUUUGCGUGGCCUUUGUGUGCAACGGGCGCCUCGCCUUCCAGGCCCUCUACGUCAUGCUCCACCUGUCGAUGAGCCUCGCGGUGACGCGCGCCGCGGGCGCGGAUUUCGACGAGGUCGCGCCGUCGGCGUUCGCGUGGGUCGUCGCCAUCGCGGCGGCGAACGGCGUCGUCUACGGCGUGCUGAAGCCCCUCUGGCUCCGGGCGCAGCGCGGCGCGAACGAGGCGCUGAAGAAGCGCGUCGAGCAGCUCGGCCGCGAGAAGGAGCGCAUCGUCUGGGAGUGGCAGCUCGACGUCUCGCGCCUCGCGCCGCGGUCGCCGGACGACGACGAGGACAUCUCGAGCCCGCCCGACGACGGCGACCGGUCCAAACGACCGGGGGACGUCGUCCUCGCGGGCUCGCCGAACGCGUCCCUCGGGGAUCUCGACCUCGACUUCUCGCCGUGA
Aureococcus anophagefferens is the source of this 2547-nucleotide messenger RNA. RefSeq lists its product as hypothetical. Bases 1 to 2547 code for a protein of 848 amino acids. NCBI's taxonomy places the organism in Eukaryota, Pelagophyceae, Pelagomonadales, Pelagomonadaceae. The transcript has 4 exons. The record is from RefSeq and is a predicted model, not a curated record.